Hibiscus syriacus is the source of this 1179-nucleotide messenger RNA. Its product is annotated as phosphatidylinositol-glycan biosynthesis class X protein-like. The coding region runs from base 181 to 1083 and encodes 300 amino acids. Gene Ontology annotation, biological process: GPI anchor biosynthetic process. The transcript is spliced from 5 exons. Gene Ontology annotation, cellular component: endoplasmic reticulum membrane. The record is from RefSeq and is a predicted model, not a curated record. Lineage: Eukaryota; Viridiplantae; Streptophyta; Magnoliopsida; Malvales; Malvaceae.
GGACAAUGGAGCAUUUGGGCCUUAGUUACGCCCAAAUAUCUGUUCUUUGAUUUUAUAUUGUCCUCUAAUCUGGGUUGCUCUUCUUCCUCUUCCAAAAUUGAUUUGGCUCAGUCACAAACAUUAAGAGCUUGGCGAUUGAUUGCUUCUGCUAGAAACUCAAAAGAAAAAUCAAGUUACUCAAUGUCAACCCCACAAUGUAAUCGGUUAUGCCUGCAUCAGAAACUGGCAAUCUUGUGGAUUUUCUUUUCUGGUGCCAUCGUCUCUUCAAGUGAGGUCAAAACAAGCCAGCCAUCAGAUUCCCAGAACUCAGAUGAUGGGAAAUAUAUAAUGAGAUCUUAUUUUGACAACCACGAGAACCUUCAUGAUUCAAGUUUUGAAAAUUUUAUGACACGUGAACUUUCUUCCAGUUUGUGUAUAGUGAAUCCCGAAAACCAGAAUCGUGGCGUGAGGCUAUCAGUGCGAGAGCUCUCUCUGAACGGAGAAGGUUCUCAUCGACAAUUAUCUUUGUCUAUCAGAUUGCAGACUGGGGAAGAGUCCAUUCCUGAAUUACCUCCUCAUAAAUGUGAAGUUAUAGUUAUACAAAGACUACCCCUUGGAGUAUUUGCUGACCCGUUUGAGCUUCAGAAUCUUCACAAGCGGAUGGGAUUAAAAAAUGUGGCUGUUUUUGGAGACACCAACUUAGAAUUGCCUUCAUUUCGGUCCAAUCGGUCCGCUGUUGAAAUCCACAUUGAUGCCGGAUCUGACAUCUUGUUUAUGCAGAGCAGUGGAAUGGAAAUCAACAUACUGCUUCCACUACAUGCACGAUAUCAGCCCCUUGAUGAAAGUGGCUAUUCUAUUAUCCAAAUCGGUGAACCUGAUAUGCUGAUGAGAUGCAACAUAGAAGGAAAGCAAGAUAAGCAGAGUUGUUUGUUCAUGUCACUCGAGGACAGUGCUAAAUCCAGAAUCAGUACCGUCGAAUGGAAAAUUCCUGCUGGAAUGAAGGCACAUACUGGAUUUGUAUCAGUUGUAACCUUUAUUACAGCUUCUUUAUCAACUGUCUCAAUUGUAUACACAUCUAUGUUUUGGUCGGGUACCAAAACAUGAAAUAACCUUAGCCAACAUCAAUUUAUCCAUUAUAAGCUUUGUUAUUAUGAGACAGAUUUCAUAUCUGUUUCUUAAAGAUUUUGACCUCAUUUCAUC